CAUAACAACAGCAACAGGGACAGCAGUAAUGCCAACAGUAACAGCCACAACAGCAACAGUGACAGUAGCAACAAGAACAAUAGCAGCAGCAAUAGUGACAACAGCAACAAGAAGAGUAACAGCAACAGCAACAGUAAUAGCAGCAGCAAGAGCAGUAACUACAGUAACAGCGACAGUUACAGCGACAGCAACAACAGCAGCAGUGAGAGCAGCAAUAGAAACAGUGACAGCAGCAACAAGAACAGAAACUGCAUCACCAGUGACAAAAGCAACAGGAACAGUAACUGUAGCAGCAACAGAAACAGCAGCAGUAAAAACAGUAACAGCAGCAAUAGCAACAGUAGCAGUACCAAGAGUACCUGCAGCAACAACAGUAAGUUCUGCAACAACAGCAGCAGCAGUAAGAGCAACAGUAAGAGCAGCAAUAGCAACAGUAAGAGCAGCAGCAAUGACAGAAUCAAUAGCAACAAUGGCAGCAGUAACAGUGAUAGCAUCAACAGAAACAGUAACAUCAACAGUAACAGAAGUAACUGCAAUAGUUCCAGCAGCAGCAAGAAUAAUAACAGCAGCAACAAUGAUGGCAGCAACAAGAGCAGUGACAGCAGCAGCAGCAACAGUGAGAGUAGCAACAGCAACUACAGUAGAAACAGCAGCAGCAGCAAGAACAGUAAUGGCAUUACCAGUAACAGCAGCAACAGUGACAGCAGCAACAGCAGAAAUAGCAGCAGCAGUGUCAGCAACAGUACCAGCAUCAACAACAGCAACAGUGUCAACAGCAGUAACAACAACCACAACAUUGAAAGAAGUACCAACGUCAACAGUGGCAAUAAUACCAGCAUUGAGAGCAGCAGUGUCAGCAACAGCAUAGACAACAGCAGUAACCACAACAGCAGUAACACCAACAACUGCAUUGAUAGCAGUGCCAACACUGAUGGUAACAGCAGCAGCAAUAGUAAAAACAAUAGCAGGAGGAGUUGCAAAAAUGGCAAAGACAGCAUCUGCAGCAUCAUCAUCAACAGCAGCAGCAAUGAUAGUAGUGAUAACAACAGGGACAGCAGCAGCACCAUCAAUAGUAGCACCAGUGGCAGUGUCACCAGAGAAAGCAACGAUCACAGCCCUAAGGACAGUAGCAACAGCAACAAUAAGAGCAACAGAACUGAUGGUAGCAUGAAGAACACUAGGAGCAGCACUGACAACAAUAACAGUACCAGUGACCACAGGAAUGACCACAGCAAAAGAAGCAAGGAUGGCAACAACAGCGCUACAAAAGAUGACAGCCACAGCAACAAUAAUAGCAGCAACAUUAAGAACACCAUAAACAAUAGCCACUGCAUAAAAUGUCACAGCAGCUUCAGCAACAGUAGAAGCAACAUUAACGUGAGUGACAGCAGCAACAAUAGCAGCAUAAAGAGCAGCUAUAACAACAAAAAGGAAAAUAAUAGCAACAAACACAUUAAUGUCAACUGUAACUGCAACAACAGUAACAGCAGCAACAAGAAUAAUUACUACAGUAACAGUAACAACAGUAACAGCAGCAGUAAGAGCAGCAACAGAACCAGUAACAGCAGCAGCAAUAAAAAUAAUAACUGCAGCAACAGUAACAGUGACAGCAGCAACAGCAACAGUGAUAGCAGCAGCAAAAACAGCAACUGCAGCAACAGUAACAGUGACAGCAGCAGCAAGACGAGUAACUGCAGUAAUAGUGACAGUUACUGUGACAGUGACAACAGCAACAGUGACAGCAGCAGCAAGAACAGAAACAGCAGCAACAGCAACAGAAUCAACAGCAACGAUGACAUUAGCCAUAACAACAGCAACAGGGACAGCA
Molecule: messenger RNA, 1828 nt
Organism: Alexandromys fortis (reed vole)
Lineage: Eukaryota; Metazoa; Chordata; Mammalia; Rodentia; Cricetidae
Product: dentin sialophosphoprotein-like
Exons: 1
Source: RefSeq, a predicted model, not a curated record